GGCGCUCAUGGCGUGAUCGUGUUCUCUGCUACGAAAGCUGGGUAUGAACAGGCGCCACUCCUUCUGCGUCCAGGAGGCACGAUGGUAUGCGUUGGGUUGCCGAAAGAUACAACAGUCAUCGCCGGUGAGCAUCCUAUCACGAUGUGCAUGAAGAAGUUGAAUGUCGUGGGGAGUGUCGUGGGGACGCUAAAUGAGUGCGACGAGGCUUUGGAAUUUACUGCACGUGGCGUUGUCCGUCCGAUAUUGACGCAUGGUGGGCUGGAGGAUAUCAAUAGGUUUUGCGAGGAGAUGAAUGCGGGUAAACUCGUUGGACGUGCGGUUAUCAAGAUUGCUGCAUAG
Macroventuria anomochaeta is the source of this 339-nucleotide messenger RNA. RefSeq lists its product as uncharacterized. The transcript has a single exon. The record is from RefSeq and is a predicted model, not a curated record. NCBI's taxonomy places the organism in Eukaryota, Fungi, Ascomycota, Dothideomycetes, Pleosporales, Didymellaceae. The annotation marks the transcript as partial.